Messenger RNA from Peronospora matthiolae, 1944 nucleotides. Lineage: Eukaryota; Oomycota; Peronosporomycetes; Peronosporales; Peronosporaceae. The record is from the annotation of a GenBank genome assembly.
AUGUUUGGUGGGACAGCUUACUUGUGGGCGUGUGCAGUUAUUGCGCUCUCCUCUUCUGGCAGGAUAAUCGAUGCCCAGAUAGCAUACGAUGCAAUUGUCGUUGGCAGUGGACCUGGUGGUCUCGUUGCCGCGGAGUAUCUGUCGCGUGACCCGAGCGUCACCGUUCUGAUCGUGGAGGCCGGUCCAAAGUCUCUCGCGGCUACAGGAGGUACUGGUGCGAUUCCGGAAUACGCUAAGGGUCGUGGCAUCACGGCUUUCGACAUUCCAGGCGAGUACGAAAACGGCAUUUACACCCCCACUAUGUCGCCGUUUCGCGUCGACUGGCUCAACAACGACAACAUCUGGCUCGGUAAACUCGUCGGUGGCUGCUCCUCAAUCAAUGCUGCCUUGUACUUUCGUCCUCCAAAUGACUACGUCACAAAGACGCAGUGGCCGUUUUCGGUGGACUCGAUGAACGCCAAGAUGGAUGAAAACGAACUAUCGCAUGGCGUGACGGAGAAUCCAUCCACAGAUGGCAUAUGGUACCUUCAAGAAGGCUACAACAUUGUGGCCACGGCGUUCCGAGCUCAAGGUUAUUCGGAGAAAACGCUCAACGAUGCUGCAGCUCGCAACAGUAAAGACAAAACGUUUGGUCAUGCUCCGUUCGCCUUCAAGAACGGCCGUCGUGAUUCCCCUGCUGCCACGUUUUGGGGUAAGAUGAGCACGCGUAAAAACGUAAAGCUCGUAACGGAUACCAAGGUCGACUACAUCCUGCACACAGCCGGUAAAGCAACUGGUGUCGUGUACGGCGGUACCAGGGCCCAACUUUCACAGCGUGGUACCGUCAUCAUGGCAGCUGGUGCUCUGAGCACGCCAAUGGUGCUGAUUCAAAGUGGAAUUGGACCUGCUGACCAGCUGAACAUCCUGAAAGGGAAGAGCAACUUCCCUGGUGUCGGCCAAGGUGAUUUGAUCAGGAACCCUUACGUUGGUCGCAAUCUGUUUGACACAAACGGUGUCUUUGCUUCAUUUUCGCACCCGGACAUGAAAUCGUUCCACUUCAAGAGGUACCCAUCGGAAGCCAUCGACCAGUACAUGAACCGAAACAGCUCAGGUCCUUGGAGUACUUCGGGGCCGGUUCUGAUUGCGUACGAGAACUUUGACGUUCAGGGUCGCAUGUACGAAUUCCAGACAACGAUUCUACCGCACGGGUUUGGUCAGUUCGGCGGGGGCAACGAUGCCUUCACGGCCUCACUAUAUACGAACAACCCCGAGACUCGUACAAGCUGUGGAUUCGACACUAACGGUCUAUGGCAGCCAUAUAUGGAAGGGAGCACAUACUUCGGAACGGACCGCGAUUUGGUUGCCAUGCAGCAAUACGCCUAUCGGGUUGUGAGUGCCAUGACAGCUCAAGGUGCCACGUUUCUUUCGGGUGGAUCGAGUCCCGAAGGGGUCGCCGCGUGGGUGGCUGCCAACACUGGAUACAUCCUGCACCACUUUGGCGGUAGCUGCUACGCUUCGAGCGAUUCGUCAGCGUCAUCGAAGCGAUGUGCCGAUGAGAAGCUUCGAGUGUUGGGUACGAGCAACAUCUUUGUUGCGGAUGCCAGCGCCAUGCGUGACGGUACGGUGAACCCGUACGCAUUCAUCAUGUACAUCGGUCGAGAGGCUGGUGGACAGGCUGAAGCCUACAUUUCGAGUGGGGGUGCCGGUAGUGCAUCGUCGGUGCCGGUGCCGGUGCCAGUGCAAGGUGGCGGCUGUUCAAGCGUCGAGAAGGACGUUAACUAUACUGGCCCGGACGUUGGCAGCGCUAGAAUCAGCACUGUUGAUGGCUGUUGCACCAUUUGUAGGUCCUCGCGUGCCUGCAAAGCAUUCACGUGGACGGAUUACCAAGGCGGUACAUGCUGGUUGAAGAGCGCCAAGGGUGCUGCCGUCACAAGCCCGGGAGCUCAAUCGGCGCAACUCGUCUGA